AUGAGUAUAAAAAAGCCACCGAUCCGACAGAAAGGAUUCGAAACUACACCGGGUAAUUAUCCAGGAUCGGAUGAAAACACUCCACGAGGCUCGACACCAUUGCCAAACGGGCAAAAUCCAAAUGGCGGCUCUCCAAACGAACCGGGCUAUCCAGGCCACCCAGGCAAGCCAUCAAGCCAACAGCCAAACAGCUCAAAUCCAAGCGGCCAAAAUCCAACCAACGACCAGCCAGAUACUGAUGGCUACUGGACACCAGGCAAAUACAUCCCAGGACAAAAACCGCAGAGCCGUAUCGGAAAGCCAUCAAGUGGAAACCCAACCAGCUCAAAUCCAAAUGGCCAAAAUCCAGGCGCAUAUACACCAGGAAAGUCAUCAAGCGGAAGCUCACAUGAUGACCUUCUAAAAUCGGUUCCACAAAUCCAAACCAAUGGUAAACCACUAGAUGGUCAGGGCAUUAUCAAUAAUCUUAAGAAUUGUGUUGAUCCAAAUACCAAUACCAUUGGUGCCCACGAUUUAUUCCCAUAUUUGAAUGGUCAAAUUGAUAUGCCACUUAGCAAUUUGCUCUCUCGGCCAAGACAAAGCUUCCCCGUUGAUUAUGAUGGAAUUAGUGAAUCAAGCAGUGGAAACAGUGAUUUGUUGAGCAGUUUAUCAGUUAGUGGAUUACUUGGCGGCAGUUCGUCAUCAUCAGGUUCAAAUGGUGGAAGUGGUCUUCUCAGUGGACUCGGUGGAGUCCUCAGUGGUGGUAGCAAUGAUAACAAGAAAAGCAGCGGCAUUCUUGGCGGUCUCUUCGGCUAAGCAUCAAUACAAUCUACCAACUUGAAAAUUAUCGAAUGGAAAAAAUACACUUGAUCAAUACGAAUUCAACAUCAUCUUUUGUUCAAGCAAUUUCCAUGCAAAUCAAGAAAAUGUAUACUUAAAACAGCUAAAUAUAUACACAUUACCAUCAAAA
Molecule: messenger RNA, 949 nt
Organism: Sitodiplosis mosellana (orange wheat blossom midge)
Lineage: Eukaryota; Metazoa; Arthropoda; Insecta; Diptera; Cecidomyiidae
Product: sporozoite surface protein 2-like
Exons: 8
Coding region: 1-795 (264 amino acids)
Source: RefSeq, a predicted model, not a curated record